Messenger RNA from Cyclocybe aegerita, 1095 nucleotides. The record is from the annotation of a GenBank genome assembly. NCBI's taxonomy places the organism in Eukaryota, Fungi, Basidiomycota, Agaricomycetes, Agaricales, Hemipholiotaceae.
AUGCCUGUUCCAACCAAGCUUCUAGCUCGAGCCACAAUCCCGCUGGACGGUGGAUUAGAACGGAAGUUGAAGGAUAAUAAUACAGCGAUCAUCGCUGAUACACUUAAUUUUGAAACCCUCUCUAUUCACGACUUGAGCGGGUCGAUGCUCAAUCCAGAAACGCUGCUUCAGGAGAUCAUCACAGGACAUCUAGACUCUUACGUUUGGCUGGCCACGCAGAAGGCGUUAGACGCUUUCCUCGAGGAAAACGGGACAGAGAUGCGCCAAGAGCACGUCACACUGGCAGUAGAACACCUCUUCACGGAGCUGGCAUGCGCCAUCGGAGAUCAUGUGCAAGGACCGCACAUCACUUUCGUUGACCCUCGAGCGCAUGGGAACACUGCCUCUCUUGUUGCCUCUGCGAAUCGUCUUAGGAAAAUGCUUUCUCGCAGAGGGGUCCCGAAAAGCAGUAUCGUUGUCAGCAUUCCUGCAACCGAUGCAGGGAUACUUGCUGCUCAGAUGUUGCAGAAAGAGGGAGUAUUUGUGAACUUAUAUCUCGUUAGCUGCCUCAUGCACGCAGCCGCCUGCGUCGAGGCUGGUGCAACCACUAUUUCAAUCCCCGUCGGACCCCUUCUGAAAUGGCACGAGAAAAGAUUUCCUGCUCUAAGUCGGACCUUGAACGACCAUCCCGGAGUCGAAGCCAUCCACGCCAUUUUGUCCUAUUUCAAAGUGAACAAGGUCAAGACCAAGGCGCUUGGGAUGAACUUUCGAAGCGCAAAGUAUCCGACGGAGAUUUUAAGCAACGCCGGUGGCUUCAGCAAACGCCUCUCGACGGAAUCCCGCAUCCUGACGACUAAAUUUCUCCAUGAAUCUCUAAGAGACCUGGGAGACGCCAUGGACACAAUCGACCUGCUUGUCUGCGACGAAUUGGAAGUGAAACUCAAACGAUACAUCGAUUACGAGAUUAGCGACUGCUGGAGCACCAGACCUGAGGAGGUUAGGAGUGAGUGGCUUCGUCCGAUUAAAGAAAAGCCCGAACGACCUAGCAAAAAAUCUGUCGAUAAGCCUCCCAAACGCCCGAAAGCGGCGAAGACCCUGAUGGAUGAAGUUUUCUAG